AUGUUGUUCAACGCCAAAUCCAUUGUCCUCUAUGGACUCAUCGCAUUGAGUUCAGCUUCCCCACUGGCAGAAUUCAGCAAGCGAGCCAAGAUCAGUGACUACAAGUGUCCCGAUGGCGAGGAAAUCUCGGAGAGCGAUAUUCGAAAAGCGUUCCACGAGUGCCGCCGACACGACGACGGUUCCAUCGGCAAGUACCCAGCGUACUUUGGCAACCAAAACAACGGGGAAAAAGUUCUCGCCAAUGUUCCUGAUGGCACUGAUUUGCGAGAGUUCCCCAUUAUCAAGGAUGGAGUAUACACUAGCGGAUCACCUGGCAAGUAUCGAGUGGUCACGGACUACAAGGAUAAUAAGGGCGAUUUCCGUGGGGUGAUCCAGCAUACCGGCGCAACCGUCGGAGGCGCCUACACGGCCUGCGAGAAGAUCUGA
Penicillium oxalicum is the source of this 426-nucleotide messenger RNA. RefSeq lists its product as uncharacterized. The transcript is spliced from 2 exons. The coding region runs from base 1 to 426 and encodes 141 amino acids. The record is from RefSeq and is a predicted model, not a curated record. Gene Ontology annotation, molecular function: RNA nuclease activity; RNA binding. Lineage: Eukaryota; Fungi; Ascomycota; Eurotiomycetes; Eurotiales; Aspergillaceae.